This is a messenger RNA of Cololabis saira (Pacific saury), 2748 nucleotides long. Its product is annotated as cytochrome P450 1B1-like. Gene Ontology annotation, biological process: progesterone metabolic process; hormone biosynthetic process. The transcript has a single exon. The record is from RefSeq and is a predicted model, not a curated record. The coding region runs from base 244 to 1818 and encodes 524 amino acids. Gene Ontology annotation, molecular function: steroid 17-alpha-monooxygenase activity; heme binding; iron ion binding. NCBI's taxonomy places the organism in Eukaryota, Metazoa, Chordata, Actinopteri, Beloniformes, Belonidae.
UGGUCAUCUGAAGACGGGCUGCGCCACCGCUAACCGCUCGAGCCCAUCUCACCAGCCACUCAGGAGAAAGGUCUGAGACGGCUUUUCAACACUGUUUGGGGAGCUUUUGGAGCUAUUAUGGCAAUCUAAUUAUCAUAUAGGACAAGAACACUUCAUUUGGUGUAUCUAGAACACUUGACAUGGAUUUUCAUUUUAAGUGAAAACUGAAUUUCACACAGUGGUUGACUGACAAACUGCUGCACAAUGGCUCAAAUGGAUGCAGACUUUGGUGUGAAGAGCAGCAGCAUCAUCAGGGAGUGGAGUGGACAGGUCCAUCUUGCUCUGGUUGCCUCGUUUGUCUUCCUCUUCUGUCUGGAAGCCUGUCUGUGGGUCAGGAACCUCCGGCUUAAGAAACGACUGCCGGGACCGUUCGCCUGGCCCGUGGUGGGCAACGCCUUGCAGCUGGGCCAGAUGCCUCACAUCACCUUCAGCAAGUUGGCCAAGAAAUAUGGGGACGUGUACCAGAUACGCCUGGGCUGCAGCGACGUGGUGGUCCUGAAUGGAGACCGGGUGAUCCGUCAGGCCCUGAUACAGCACAGCACGGAGUUUGCAGGCAGACCAAACUUUGUGUCUUUCCAGAUGAUCUCUGGAGGGAAGAGCUUAAGCUUCACAAAUUAUAGCAAACAGUGGAGGAUUCACCGGAAAAUCGCUCAAACAACAAUCAGAGCAUUCUCCUGCGCUGACAGCCAAACCAAAAAGGUUUUUGAGCAGCAAAUUGUGGCUGAGGCCACAGAGCUAGUUGAGAUUUUCCUCAAACUCAGCGCUCAGAGACAGUAUUUCAAUCCGGCUCAUGAGCUCACUGUAGCCGCUGCUAAUGUGAUUUGUGCCUUGUGCUUCGGAAAGCGCUAUGGGCACGAUGAUACAGAGUUUAGAAAGUUGUUACAGCAGAAUAAUCAGUUUGGACAGACCGUCGGGGCUGGCAGCUUGGUCGAUGUAAUGCCAUGGCUUCAGUCUUUCCCCAAUCCAGUCCGACGAAUGUUCAAGAACUUCAAAUACUUAAAUCAAGAGUUUUUCGGGUUUGUCAAGAGCAAGGUGGAUGAACAUAGAGCGACUUUUCACCCAGAAAUAACAAGAGAUAUAAGCGAUGCCAUCAUUGGAGUCAUUAAGGACGCUGACAGUGACGCUCAGCUCUCCACAGACCACACAGAGGCAACGGUGGCAGAUUUGCUCGGUGCAGGCAUGGACACCGUCUCCACUGCUCUUCACUGGAUUGUCCUCCUGCUGGCUAAACAUCCCGACGUCCAAGCCAGACUCCACGAGCUCGUUGACAGGGUGGUGGGGCGAGACAGGCUGCCAUCUGUGGAGGACAGAAUACAUCUGCCGUACCUGGACGCCUUCAUCUACGAGACGAUGCGCUUCACCAGCUUCGUCCCCGUCACCAUCCCCCACUCCACCACGUCAGACGUCACCGUCGGAGGUCUCAACAUCCCCAAAGACACGGUGGUCUUCAUAAAUCAGUGGUCCGUCAACCAGGACCCGUUGAGGUGGAAGGACCCCCACGUCUUCGACCCCUCCCGCUUCAUGGAUGAAAACGGCUGCCUCGACAAGGAUCUCACCAACAAUGUCAUGAUCUUCUCUGCGGGGAAGAGAAGAUGCAUCGGGGACCAGGUCGCCAAAGUUGAGAUUUAUUUGCUCUUUGCGAUUCUUCUCCACCAGUGCAGCUUUGAAAAAUGUCCAGAUCAGGACUUCUCUUUAAACUAUACUUACGGUUUAACACUGAAGCCUUUAGAUUACAAAAUCACUGCCAAACUCAGGGGAGAAGUACUUAAAAGCCAGUAAAAAUCUGUUUGAUUUUCUCCUCCAGCAUACUUGCUCUGACAUGAGCACUUAUGCUCCGAAAUAAAGCUAGUUAAAAGUAAUAGCUUAAACUAAACCAAAAAAAAAAAAAUGAGGUAAGCAUUUUCACAUGUAUUAUGUAUUAAAACAAAAAGAAAGGCGAAGCACCAUUACAUUAAGUAUUUCAACCUUCACCUCUGAAAUGCUUUGACUCAGUGGUGAAAGUCAAUUAUAGAAAAAAAAACCUCAUGCAAACUUAAAUGUGGCUGCUCUGCAGCCACAAUUCCUAAUAAAGCUUAUUAAGUGCUCAAUGUUUAUUAUUUGAUGACAUUUAGCAGGAAUUUCAAGUUACAACAUGAUUUAUACAUUUUUCUGGGUUUUUUUCUUUCUUUUUUUUUACUGACAGAGAAAAAUCCAGCUGUGUGUUUGGACAUAGCUGCUCAAUUUAUUUUUAUGCGUGGUGAACGUUUUGUAUGUAAAAGCUUAAUUCAAAUACCAGCUCUGUACACUCACGUCCUUUUAAAUUACACAUAUAACUCAAGUACUUCAAUAAAAAGUGUGUAAUUUUAAUAGUUAAGCAGCUGGUUACGGCCGCUGUCUUCCUUAUCUUAUACCCAUUAUGUAUUAAUGUACGGCAUCAUUGAAGCAUAUCUCAAGAUACUUAUUAUUUUCUGUAUUUAAUGUUAUCCAGUGUGACAAAGUCAUUGAAUCUACAAUAAACAAUUGAAACUGACUUUUUUAUCAAAGUUCUGUGGGGUUUAUCAGCGGAAGCGCUGAGAAUCAUGGGAGGCCAGAGAAGUGUAAGUGAUAAUAAUAGAUGGUGAUGUCUGGUCUCUGCGCUGCUGUGAAAGAUUAAUAUGGUUUACACAGUGUUGUUUGAGAAGCUUAGCAUGCAGGCUGUGAAUAUUUAACAGGGGCUGCGCUGUGCUCUUC